This is a messenger RNA of Acanthaster planci (crown-of-thorns starfish), 8674 nucleotides long. Its product is annotated as protein mono-ADP-ribosyltransferase PARP14-like. NCBI's taxonomy places the organism in Eukaryota, Metazoa, Echinodermata, Asteroidea, Valvatida, Acanthasteridae. The record is from RefSeq and is a predicted model, not a curated record. Gene Ontology annotation, biological process: negative regulation of gene expression; protein poly-ADP-ribosylation. Gene Ontology annotation, molecular function: transcription corepressor activity; NAD+ poly-ADP-ribosyltransferase activity. Gene Ontology annotation, cellular component: nucleus; cytoplasm.
ACAACCGACAUACCAACUAGCGACAAAGGAAGCUUGCCCUCAAGUACAUGCAUGUUAAAAUUCUUCGCAGUUCCAAAUCUAGUUAGUGCUUAGAACAGACAUGCUUUCUUUAAGGUGAAAAGGUAUUCAGCUGAUCUUGCAGCGAAUCAGUGCCAUUCGUUCAUCAUGGAUACUUCCCGCUCCUUGGUUUAUGCAGGACUUCCGCGGAACGAAUUCACUGAAUGUAAACUGGGCGAAUUGGCUGACAAAUUAUGGAUCUAUUUUCAAAGGAAAAAUGUUAGUCAAGGUUGCGACGUCGACAGUGUUUCCAGCAUUGAAUCCGACACAAGUGGUAAACUGUGGAUGAAGGUUAUAUUCAGUGAGCCAUCAGGUGCUCAGCACGUGGUGUCAAAAUCGCAACAUGAGUUGAAGGUGGAUGGGUGGGAAAUCAUUCCCUUAGAGGUCAGGAAAUCCUUUCCUUCAGACGAGUCGUCCCAGUCAGAUGAUAAUGAAUCUUUUGACUAUGUGGACGCUGUGGAUAUGGAUGAUCCCAAAGGGGCCUUGGCAAGUGACAGUCAUGGAAAGACAGCGUCUGCUACACAUGUGCAGAACCAAUCAGCAAGCCAGAAAGGUUUCCCGUCCAGUCAACAAAGCGGUUUAUCACGGAAUGCUGCCACCCUCAACCUUACUGCCCAUGCAGCAUCGCCUAAGACUGAAGAGACCCCUUCAGGUCCAGUUUCAACCCAACGUGCAUCAAACUCUGGAGGAGAUUCUUCCACACAGUCAUUCAAAGACAACACUGCAGGUGGAGAGGGGUCUUAUCAAGAUACAGAUGAUGCUGAUUUGUACGGCCCAGACCCCAAAGAACCAUGCAUAAAAAACGAGGCUCCCACUAUGAGAACAAGUUCUUCAGAAGAAGCUGUAAGUAAUUAUACGCGUGGUAAAGGCAGUGAAACCCAGGAACAAGGAUCUUUUCAAGCCGAGGCGGUAUUAUCUGCCGGCACCAGUCGUAACCAUCAGCCAGUUGAUGGUAAACAGUGUCAGUUCACAGGCAGUGGGAAAAAACAAAAUGGCAGUUCUAAAAGAUCUGAGCCUAAGAUAGCAACAAGGCAGAAUGAUACGGGCAAGCAGGACGGUCAUGUACCCCAAGAAAUGACCAAGUCCUCUGAUGGCCCUGCUGUGCCAUCUGGUCAUACCAGUAAGCGUAAGAGGAACCGCGGUAAGGCCAAAAAACAAAGCCCAAAAGAAAGCCCUGAGGAGAAACGGACAGCUCCAGAAAGGCAGGAAAACAACGAAGUUAGCUCACAUCGUGAUGAUCAGGUGCAAGAGGGGGAUUCACCAAAUGGGCAGCAGGUUGAGGAGGAGCAAGAGGAGAAAUUUGUUGAAGUUACAGGUUUCAGUCCUUCGUCAGAGGAAAUGCUCAAGAUGCAUUUUGAGAAUUCUAGAAGAUCUGGAGGUGGCGAAAUCGAAACCUGGGAACAUGAUGUCAAGACUGGAGCCAUUCGGUUGACAUACCAAGAUCCAUCACUUGUCAGCAAAGUGAUUGCCAAACAACAUAAGGUUGGAGGAGCAACUCUGUCGGUGAGACUGGUUGUAAAGAAGAAGCCCCGCCCUCGUCCUGUCAAUAAACGAUGUCUGUUGCUGAAAGGAAUUCCUGAUGAAUGUACCUCAGACCUUGUGGCAAUGUUCGUUGAGAAUCGAUGUGGCACGGAGGACUUCGAAAUACGAUAUGGUGAGAUGCCCGGUACAGCUCUUUGCACAUUCAACGAGGACAUCGAAGAUCUGGAGAAUGUAAUUAAGAAGAUUUCUUUGAAGAAGUUGAAAGGACUCUAUGUCACGGCUGAAAAAGUACACGAGUCAGAUUGUAUCUUAGUGCAAGGUGUCUCGUCGAGAGAGAGUUUGGAGAUGAUUGAGUUGUAUUUUGACAACAAAAAGAAAAGUGGCGGAGAAGGCGUCAGGGACGUACAACAAGGGCCAGAAGAAACUCAGGCUAUUGUUUUCUUUGAUGACUGGAAAGUUAUCAGAGAUGUUCUUUCCAAGAAAGGACCCCACAAGGUUGGAGGUGUCGAGCUAUCAGUUGAAGAGUACCAUGAAUGUCUCGGAAGGAUAAGCCCGUUAGAUGUCCCGACUCCGCACAUCCCUAAGCCAGUCUCUGUACAGGUGCCACAAGCUUUCAUGGAGUUUAUCUUCGGACAAAAGGGGCAACACACAAGGAAGACUUUAGUUCAGAAGCUGAGCGACGUGAAGGCCUCUCUGAAAUGGCCCGAUGGUGACGACAAGACAGUAGCUAGGCUGGAGCCUCUACCAGAAGACGGGCAAAGGCAAUCAUCCUGGCUCAAAUGGCCUGAAGUCGCACCUGAAGCUUUGAAGGACUUCCUGAACAGGUGUAAGUCUUCAAGGAUCGCAAUCCCAGUGCCAUUGUGGAAAGACACUGUUGCUAAAAUAGAUCAGCAUGGUACCAAUGGCUUUUCCGUCGAAUUGGAUGCUACUCAGCACAUAGUCCAUCUGGUUGGAGUGCAGCAAGAUGUUGAUAGAGGAGCUAAUGACAUCAAUAAAAUCAUCAAGGAGUUGAAAGAAAAGGCGGAGUUUGAAGCCCAGCAAACAAUACAAGACAUAAAGUUAACAGCAGAGAAGCUUCAGCCUUUUAUAAUUUGUGGAAUCAAGGAAAAAAUUGAAAAUGCCUAUCCUGACUUGAAGAUCACUAUUACUGCCAUGCAGGAUAAAAUCAUGCUCAGGUUUGAAGGCACCCGAAAGAAUGUACAAGAAGCAGAGCUGUUGAUGCGGAGGGAAAUGGACAGUCUUGAAUGCAUAGAAUUUAAGGCGGGCAAAAACAAAGUGCAGUUUGUUCACAUCCUUAAAGACAAAAUCCAUGAAAUCUUAGGGUCGCAGGGAAUUCGUGCAGCAUGCAAGGGAUCUGAUGAUGGCAAGAUAAUCAUAUCUGGUGCAACGAGGAAGGACGCAACCCAAGCCAAGGCUUACGUUGAUCAUGAAAUAGUAGACGAUGUCAUUCCCAUAAGAGGGAAAGCUACCUUGGAUGUCCUUCAAAACCAAAAUGGCCAAAAACUCCUAGAUAGUAUCAACAACCAGAGAUUUGUAAUGGCGGCUAUCAGCAAAAAUGGAGGCAGUGUUGUUGAACUCGCUGGAUUCAAAACCAACAUGGAUGAAACAAAAAAAAAAAUCGACACUUUUUUGAAAGAUAAUGUCAUCAUGAUGAGACUUAUUAAAGCAAACAAGAUAAAAAUACGACUCAUCACCACAUUUCAUGGCGCUGACCUGGUAAACCUCGAAAAGCAGAAUGCCCCAAACCGUGUCAAAAUCCAACCAGUGAUGAGUGGUCACACCAAGGGGUUUACCAUUCAAGGAAAUGAAGAAGGUUUAGAGGCUGCAAGUCAGUUCUUGACUUCUCUGGUAGCAAGAAUUAAGGAACAGCCUUAUCCAGUCUCAAAGACCGGCAUGGCUCAACUGUUCCGAGAAGAUAAGGGGAGGAAGUUUCUGGAAUCACUGGAAGCAGAGUUUCAGUGUGUGAUCAGUGAGAAUGUGGAAGAAGAUGAGGAGGAAGUAGCCGGUUCAGGUGGAGCGCUGAUGACCACAGAGGUACUUUGCCGAUUUUCUCUACCAAAUGGCUUCAUUCUGAAAGUGUGCAGAGGCGAUUUGACAAGGCAAAAAGUUGACUGCAUAGUAAAUGCUGCCAAUGUGGAACUGAAACACGUUGGAGGACUAGCAGCUGCUAUUGUUGAAGCUGGUGGGAGAGUUAUCCAGACCGAGUGUGAGCAGAUACUGAAGGACUUUCAUCGCCGGGAACUUUUUGUCGGUGAGCCUGUUUAUACCUCCAGUGGUAGCUUACCCUGUAAGAAGGUCAUCCACGUUGCAGGACCAAAAUGGCCACACGGGAAGACAGCCAGACCGAAGACCGACGAGGAGCCAAGUUUUGAGGAGCAUCUCCUUUAUAAUAGCGUAUUGGCUUGCCUGAAACUGGCAAACCAACUCAAAAUGAAGUCCAUUGCCAUCCCAGCCAUCAGUACUGGUGUAUAUGGCUUCCCAGUCGAGCUUGCCUCACGACAAAUUCUCAAUGCUGUGGCUUACUACAUUCAGAAUACGCUUAACCCUAUCCUGACAGAGAUCCACCUAACCAACAAUGACCAACCAACUUGCAACGUAUUCAGACAGACAGUGAUGAAUCGAUUUAAGCAGUACCAGGAGGAGGAGGUUGUUGGCUUUGAUGUUGAUGUAGGGUCCGCAGGUGCUAGUUGGGAUACUCCUGUCACAGAAGAUGAUACACCUGUUCCUGCGCCUGCACCAAAGUUUACUGCAUCAGGACAGAACACACUGACAACAAAUGAAGGCAUUAACAUAACACUGAAGAAAGGAAGCAUCACCAACGAAACGGUUGAUGUGACUGUUAACACCGCGGGAUCUGACAUGAAACUUAAUAAUGGGAAGGUGUCACAGACAAUACUGCAAGUAGCUGGGUUAUCAAUACAGCAGGAAUGUGAUGCACUGACUGCAACUCGAGGCAAAAUUCCUUCAGGGGACUUCAUAGAGACAGGACCAGGUGCUCUCACCUGCAAGAAAAUCUACCACUGUGUCUGUGCAGGUUACCAACCAGGGGUAUCAGAGAAGGCCCUGAAGAAACUUAUCCUUAGGUUAAUGGAGCAAGCUGAGCAAAAUGAAAUGCUGUCCAUCGCCAUCCCAGCACUCGGCACAGGCAACUUGAACUACCCAGCAGGUGUUACUGCACAGGUUAUGUAUGAAUCCAUCUUGGAAUUCAGCAAUCUACAUCCUAACGGUGUACUGAAGGAUGUCCGGUUUGUGGUAUACGACAAAGAUGCCAGUACUAUCCAGGGUUUUGAAGGUGAAAUUCAACGUCUGUUGACCCCUGGAAUAUCUAGGGGAGCUACGGGUUACGCCCCCACUGGCCGCAGUAGGAAGUUGAAAAAGCCUGGAUCAGCAUCAACUCCUACUGAUCGUCAGUCCUACUCAGAGAUACGGCGUGAUCACACAGGGAUGCUACAGACCAAGAUAGGAUCCGUUUGUCUUCAGGUUGGACAAGGGGAUCUGAUUAAGGAAACAACUGAUGCCAUCGUCAAUAGCGUGGGACCAGGUUUGGAUUUACAAGGACCCGUUUCUAAGGCUAUCCUGGCUCACGGCGGAAGUGUUCUUCUCGACGAGUGUCAACUGCAACGCAAAAAAGAGCCAAAGAAACUUGUCUAUGUCACUACUAGUGGAUCACUUCAGUGCAACUCUAUAUUUCAUGUCGUCACCCCUCAAACUCCGGAAGAGAUAAAAACUAUCGUGUUCAAGACAUUGAAGCAGGCAGAGGAAGGCAAAUUGAAGUCAGUGUCCUUUCCAGCCCUGGGCACAGGCAAAGCAGGUCAGUCUGUGGAGGACUGUGCCAAUGCCAUGUUGAAAGCUGUUGGUGAAUUCGCAGUGCAGAGGAAACCGCGCCAUCUCCAUCUCAUCCGUUUGGUUAUUUUCCUGCCAAACAUGGUCAGUGGUUUUCAGGAUGCUUUGCACAGGGAAGUUGGUACUUCCUACAAGAAACAAAAAGGCUGGCUGUCUAAAGGCCUAGAUUUGGCCAAAUCCGCCUUGUCCACUCUCUCUAGUGGCACUGCAGCUGCGGAUGAGUUAUCCGAGGAAGAAAGCCUUCAAGAAACAAUCAUUCUUAAUAUAUGCGCCAUGGACAUGUCCUCUAUAAGGAAGGCUGUCGACAAGAUCGACCAGUUCCAAAGUGAAGAAUAUAUGUCAGAGGAUCGACCUGAUGACCAUGGAAUGAUAGGCAAGAUGACGGAUGAACACAUUGCUGAAGUCAAAGCCAUUGAAAAGAAAUACAAUGUGAAAAUAUCAUGCCCUCGUGGCAAGUGUGUCCGAGUUCAGGGUCGUGUAAUCAGUGUGAAGGAUGCUCACAUCCAGAUUCAAAAGAUGUUCACAAAAAUGCAAAAAGAGGAGCUCGAGGCUCAACGAAUUGAACUCCUGUCUAAACAAGUACAGUGGAAGUACAGUACACCACAUGGAGUAGAAGCAUAUGACCCUGAAGUGAAUACUCUCAUAGAGGAUGCCUACAAUAGCAAACGUCCCUCCGUAACCUUGAAUCUAGAAGAAGGAAAAGUAACAAUCCAUUUCAAGGAUAUGCAGGAGGUUUCAAGGGCAGGGACUCUCAAUGUUCACAGAAUCGACUUGACAAAAGUUGCUGCCUUUGAAAUGCCGUCCAACUGGAUUCCUAUGGGGCAAAAUGAACACUUCAAAAUGGCACCACUGACUGCUGGCACAAACGAAUACAUCACUGUAGAAACACAGUUCAAUGCAACUAUGGCAGGCCAUCAGAUUCAAGAGAUACAGAGAGUUCAGAACAAAGACCUAUUGAUGCAAUACCAAGCCCGCAAGGCAGCGAUGGAAGCUCGUCUCGGCCGACCAGACGUUGAAAAGACACUGUACCAUGGGACUGAUGAGACGACAAGUGACAAGAUCAACAAGCAGGGAUUUAAUCGCAGCUUCUGUGGCAAGAAUGCAACUGUUUACGGAAAUGGAACCUACUUUGCUGUGAAUGCUAACUACUCUGCACAGCCCCAGUAUGCAAAGCCCAAUGCAAGUGGUGUAAAGCAUGUAUUCGUGACAAAGGUCCUAGUUGGAGAUUACACCAGAGGAAGUCAAGGUAUGAUAACUCCUCCAAACAAGCCGAGUCAUCCAGAUCAACAGUAUGACAGUGUGGUUGAUAAUGCAAAUCAGCCUGGCAUUUUUGUCGUCUUUCAGGAUGCACAAGCAUACCCAGAAUUCCUCAUUAAAUUCACAUGAGUAAGCCAAGCUUCGAUCGGAUGAUUGAGACUUUGGGAUGUGUGAAAUCAUUUGACACGUCGCUUUCCAUUACACAAAAGAUCUAAUUUGAAUCAGUAUGAAAACUGACAUAAUAUGGACAGUUUUAUUAGCCAGUUCGUGGUAUUGUGCGGUCAUGAUGUGACACCCGUGGCGAUACCAUGGUGACCAGAUAUUGUGGCAUACAGCGACGGGAAUUUUUAACAUUUAGUCAAAUGAACUUAUGAAGAUUUAGUGUGGUAAGUGCUUGUUUGCUUUCCCUAUGGACCAAUUGAAACCUGUUUAGGCCUACUCAGUGUAUAUAAUCUCGCUUGUGUUUUUCACAAGCCUUCGGAAGCAAACUCUGAGUAUACAGUAGUAUAAUACAUGUCGAGCAGGGCAAAACUCCCAAAUUAAUUAACAUCUCCCUGGCACAAAUCCAUCCUUUGAAAUAAUUUAAAGCAUUGCUAAAAAGUGAUAUCAUUUAAAAUGAGGACUUUGAUCAUGAAGAGUCAGAUGAACAAGCACAUGAAAUAAUUAAGAAGAAAAAAAAUCUAAAUUACUCAUUUCUUUCAAGAGGUGUUUUGUCGCUCAUAGUAUUUGCACUUGUUCACUUGUAAAGCAGGAUUAAAUUGGGUACGGGAGAUUGGUAUGGAAAACUCUGUAAUUGAGUUGCUUAUUAAAUUAAUCUUUUGUACAGAAUGAAAAUCCGAACGUAAAACAUUUCCUCAUACAUGUUGGAAAUUUGAAAGAAAUUUGAGAGCGAGUUGAUGUAUGAGAGCAUUUCGAUUUAUCGUCAUUCUGUUCAAACUGUACUUGGAGUUCAAUACUUGCUCUCUAAAACACUGUUUUUUGUCAUUUGCAAUAAUGUCCAUAGACAUUUAGAACUUUAACAAAAACAUCACACCUAAAACUAAUUCUGGUUUAUAGUUUUAACAAUGCACGUUUACGUGUUUAUCAUACCUGAUGUCUGUCGGCAUGUGUUUCAUUUAUCUAUUAUUUUUUAGAUAUACGUGUUUACAAAGAGUAAUCAUGAUGGUUUUUGCAGUCACAGAGGUCAUAUUGCGUCAAGUAAUAUCUUUGUGGUCCUUCAGAUGAACUUGAAAAUACUGGUAGCUGUGUUUAGUGAUAUGCUCGUAAUAUUAAUAAUGUUGAGAAUAUUUGUUAAAGCUCCUAGCCUUAGAGGUAAAUCUGUGAUUAGAAGUUUGAGACCCUUCUCUGAAUGUGCAACAUUUUAUUGCAUAAAAAUGUUAACUUCGAACUUAAUUUUACAAAAAGAUCUUUCCGGCCAAGAAGUGAUUACCACCAUCAAGAUUUUUUCAAGAUAAUUUCAUUCUACCCAUUUUUUCGCAAUGUAUACGUUACUCAGUAUAUCACCCAUAUUCAAUAAUGAUCAUAAGAAUGUUUAGUGUUACAAUAUUUAGAAAGCUUUUCUUUUUACUCCGAAGUUGUAAAACCGAUUAUCCCAGAUAACAUGUUUGAUGUAUUUUAACGUAGAUGUAAUUUUCCUUUGACUUUAAAACGCAAAAGUGACUAAUGUUUAAUUUUUUUAUGCUUGUUUGUUGAAGUAUGGCAAUUAUAUACCGAUCCAAAUAAUUGAUCAAUCGCUCUUAAUUCUUGAUUCAUUAAGAUUUCAAAUCGUAGCAUGUACAAAGAGGGUACAAUUAACCUAUUAUUGGAAGAGUACAGCAGAAUCAUAAAUACCCUAUCUUUAACUUAAGCCACUGAAGUAAAAGCAAAAGCUCCUCCGAGCUAAAUCUAAAAUAUAGGUCACAAUAAAAGUCCAAAGGAAUAUGUAAGAAUAACAGGCACUUUUGCUUCGUGCAGUGAUAUGAUUACGAAUCUUGUAAAGGGCAUAAACGGCAAAAUGAAGUGAAUAAAACACUGUGAAGUAACCCUUCUGAGAGAA